CGAUAGAAUCAAACAUGGCGGAAGACUAGGCGAACAGGUUAAGGAUUUUUUUAAGGAUUUAGACAAAUUUGAUGUUUUCUGUAAACUAGAAAUCAUCGUCGAAUGGAUCUGUGUGAUCCUGUUAGCAUUAUAUUAGUGACAGCCGGUAGUAGAGGACAGAGUCUAUUAUUUCGUUAUCCAUAUUUACCGCCUUCCCGGACUGAGAGGAGAGAAAAAGAAAUCCCUAAGAAUCGUUUCGCCUUGGGUAAAGUCGAAGAGAGUACGGACAUAAGAAAUUUUUCCGGAAUCAAAGAUGGUUAUCUCAUUGGAUUUUCUGACAGCACACUGGCAAAUAUUUUGUCACCAAAAUCUAAUGCAUGUGGCAAGAAAUUUGAGCUGAAGAUUGAUGAAGUGUUAUUUGUGGGCCAUCCAACACUGGCUUAUGAAAGAAAAGACAGAGAAUUCAAGAGAAGUGAUACCUCAUCUAGGAAGGAUGAUGUCAUGAUGAAACUGUUCAAUGUUGUCUUUGUACUCCAGGCAAGUGUAGAACCUUCUGUUGUUCACUGUUACCAUGACUUAUCCAAGAGAAUAGCAAUUGCCCUAAGGCAUGAAGAGAUAAGAUGUAGAUAUUUGAGCUCUGAAAGGGAAAUUAUACUUUCUGUUCAUGAUGAAAUGUCAGCCAUGCCUGAAGACUGCGCAGAAUCACCAUUUAAACACAUCCUUCCCAAGAGCAAGCUGGCAAGGGACUUAAAAGAUGUUUUUAAGAGUUUAUGUGCAUCUGGAAUUGUAAGGCUGAAGAUCAAUGGCUGGGUGAAUGUUAGCUUUUGCCUUCCUCACAAAGUCCACUAUUUGAACCAGGGAACCAUUCAAAUCAAGCCUGAAGCUAUACACAAAUCCCUUGCAGUCAUCAGGCCAUAUCACACGCUGCUUUUUCUUGUGGACGAGAGGUAUCUAUUGGCCUCCCUCGCAGGGGACUGUUCCCCAGCCAUCACACGACUGGUGAAAAUGGCCAGUCCACUGAAAAGCUUCCAAACGUUAUCACAAGACACAGAUAUUCCAUUAUCUCAGGUGUUCGCUAUAGCAGCUCAUCUGGUUUACUGGGGAAUGGCAACUAUCAUCUACCCGCUCUGUGAGAGUAAUGUGUAUGUCGUUGCACCAAAUUCCUCCACAAGCGUAUCGUCGCCGCUUGUGGAAGAAUUCACCUCACGUUUUCCAGGGAUGUCUUUUCACAAUGUGCUUUCGGAGUUUUCUUUACCCGCUCCUCUGAGCCAACACAAUAAUCCGCUAGGCCUGCCACAGCAAAAGGCAGAACCUGCCCAAAUGGUUGUGUGGAUGUUACAACGAAGGCUCUUAAUACAGUUGCACGCCUAUGUGUUCCUAGUACCGAACGUCCAAUCUGAGAAGAGGUCCAGCGGCCAAAGUGGAGGCCUGGGUCUAGGGGGACGAAGGGUUCAUCGGAUAUUUGGAAACAAUAUCCCAGAUGGUCCAUCGUCUUUUGACGCUGACCAGCAGGAGCCCGCUGAAAAUGAAGGGCAUUCAGAGUUAGGAGGUGAACUGAAGGGUCUGUCGCGCUCAGAGAGGAAAAGCGUGCUUCAAGUUGCUGCGGCACGUGACCCGGAUGACUUAAAGCUAUUUACCAGACUGAUUCCCUACUUUCGGGGAAACCAUCACCUGGAAGAAGUAAUGUAUUACGAGAAUUUGACAAGAUCUCAGCUAUUAACACUGAUCGAUAAGUUCAGAGAUGUCUUGUUUUUGUGUCAGCAUGAAGACCCAGUGACCCUUUACUUCUACAAUAGAUAACACGUCACACUGAAACAACCCUUGAACUCCCAGGAUCUGAUUAUUAAUUCUCCCCUCUGCUCUACACAUUUCUUUGUAAAUAAGUCACAGGAAUUUGGUGUUAGAUCAGGACCACCGCCCUCUACCUGAUAAGUUUGAAUAUUCUCAAUACAUGUUGGCUGAAUAAUGUAUGGACAACAUAGAGAGAAGUUGCAUGUUAAUCACUGCUGGGAGUUAAAGGAUCAACCAGUGAGAAAAUAUAGUUAGGUUUUGCUAUCCCUAGCGAACCCCUUGCAAUGACUGACAGAUACAGUUCUUCGCUCAACUGACCGGCGAAAUUGGAGUUUAUCAGGUAUUUUUUCGCUUGCGAAAAGGCUCUAACUAGCGACAAGGUAUGAGUGGCGAAGCAGACUUACCCCACGCGUGAGACCAGACCCGAGACCCGCGGAAUUCGCCGCUAGGGUUAAAGUUAGACCCUAAGCGCUGACAUUGGCAGAAUGACUGACGGAUGAACUGAAAAAAGUGAACAAUUGCCCAUCUUUUAAAAUUUUAGUCAAGACAAAGUUCCCGUAUUAUUUAGACUUUCGAAAAAGCAGCAGUGAAAACGUUGAGGUCUAGGGAGAGAGGAAAAGAUUGAGGCCCUUCCGCCGCUCGCUCGCUUCUUCCAUGGCUCCUUUUAGCCAUUUAACAAGGCUGAAAAUUUUGCUUCGAGAGAACAAAUAUCAGAAGAUGCAAAUUCCAAUAAGCAUCAAUGUUAUCAGCUUGGAAAAGGUUUCCUUUUUAGAAAUCAAAAACAAAAUACUCUAUGGAAUCAGUAAGUUGGAAAGAAGAGAGAAAUAAUUUUCUCUCGCAAAUGUACGAAUGUAAUUGAAAAUAUUUCAUGAAAUGUAAUUAGGUUAAGGUCGAGUAAAUUAGGAUGAAUUAAAAUUGUGAGAAUUUCUGUAGGACUUCAUUCUUAAAUAGCAGUCCUGUAAUAUUCCUUUCUAACCUGUACUCAUACCCUCGAUCCAUUUAUGCGUGCCUUCGUUAGCCUAUCCGCUUGUCCCCCUUCAGUACUGUUGAAGACUACUAUUGCCUUUCUUAUAGUCCAACGAGCAGGAGGGAAAACAGAACGUAUAAUUGUUGCGUGAACGAAAAUUUGGCGAGUACAUCCUGUCCUUGUACCAGUCACUUAUAUUUAACAUCUCUCCCUUC
This is a messenger RNA of Pocillopora verrucosa, 2952 nucleotides long. RefSeq names its product GATOR1 complex protein NPRL3. NCBI's taxonomy places the organism in Eukaryota, Metazoa, Cnidaria, Anthozoa, Scleractinia, Pocilloporidae. The record is from RefSeq and is a predicted model, not a curated record. Gene Ontology annotation, biological process: positive regulation of autophagy; cellular response to amino acid starvation; TORC1 signaling. Gene Ontology annotation, cellular component: GATOR1 complex.